AAUGGACAGGACACUCAGUGCUCAACAGAUCUUCAUGCUCUGCCUGUUCUGCUCUGUGAUUAGCCCACUCUCACAUUACAACAUUAAAGGAAUGUGAGGGCUCUCAGUCCGACUCCCAUGUUUCAUGGAAGAAACUGAGGCCCAGUGUGAGGAACUGACAUACUUGCACGAAGUCCUCCAUUUGGCUCUGUCUUGAGGUUCUGGGGACAUCCACACCCUGUUGUCACCGAGCUUACAGUCAAGUGCUAACACUGUAAGCUUACUCUCAAAAUGGAGGAAGAUCCAGCCACUUAACUAUGAGUGGUGAUUUGCAAGGCAAGUUAAAAUGUCUCCAGAAGUGGCCUUGAACCGAAUUUCUCCCAUGCUCUCCCCAUUCAUAUCUAGCGUGGUCCGUAAUGGAAAAGUAGGACUGGAUGCAACAAACUGUUUGAGGAUAACUGACUUGAAAUCGGGCUGCACGUCAUUGACUCCUGGACCCAACUGUGACCGAUUUAAGUUGCAUAUACCAUAUGCUGGAGAGACAUUAAAAUGGGAUAUAAUUUUCAAUGCCCAGUACCCAGAGCUGCCUCCCGAUUUUAUCUUUGGAGAAGAUGCUGAGUUCCUGCCAGACCCCUCGGCUCUGCAUAACCUUGCCUCCUGGAAUCCAUCAAACCCCGAAUGUCUCUUACUGGUGGUGAAGGAACUUGUGCAACAGUAUCACCAGUUUCAGUGCAGCCGCCUUCGUGAGAGCUCCCGCCUCAUGUUCGAAUACCAGACGUUACUGGAAGAGCCACAGUAUGGAGAGAACAUGGAGAUUUAUGCCGGGAAAAAAAACAACUGGACUGGUGAAUUUUCAGCUCGUUUCCUUUUGAAGUUGCCAGUGGAUUUCAGCAAUAUUCCCACGUACCUGCUCAAGGAUGUGAAUGAAGACCCAGGAGAAGAUGUGGCCCUCCUUUCUGUCAGUUUUGAGGACACUGAAGCCACUCAGGUGUACCCUAAGCUGUACUUGUCACCCCGAAUUGAACAUGCACUUGGCGGCUCCUCGGCUCUUCACAUCCCAGCUUUUCCAGGAGGAGGCUGUCUCAUUGAUUAUGUUCCCCAAGUGUGCCACCUGCUCACCAACAAGGUGCAGUAUGUGAUUCAAGGCUAUCACAAAAGAAGAGAGUAUAUUGCUGCCUUCCUCAGCCACUUUGGCACGGGUGUCGUGGAAUAUGAUGCAGAAGGCUUUACAAAACUCACUUUGUUGCUGAUGUGGAAAGAUUUUUGUUUCCUUGUACACAUUGACCUGCCCCUGUUUUUUCCUCGAGAUCAGCCAACUCUCACAUUCCAAUCUGUCUAUCACUUUACCAACAGUGGACAGCUUUAUUCCCAGGCCCAGAAGAACUACCCAUACAGCCCCCGAUGGGAUGGAAAUGAAAUGGCCAAAAGAGCAAAUGUCUCAUCAGGUUCACAGUGGAAAGAGCAUCAGCCGGAGAGUAAGGAGAUAGGGAGGACGGGCUCAGAUUCUACCUACCAGCUCUGGAGCUUCAGGACAGCCCCUGGGGACAGCCAUUCAUUCGUUCAUUCCUGCCUGUGAGGCCUAUGGACGGUGAGCAUCAUGGGGCACUAGGGAUGAACCAUCACCAAAUUCUGCCCUCGAGGGGCUUCCAGAGAAGAGCUAGGCCUUGUGAGAGGGGACCAUUAACUUCUCCAGCCCUUAGUUUUUUUCCCUUCCUCAUAAUGGUUGGAGUAUACGGCUGCUGAGGUUCUGUUAUAAAAUUGUAUCAUUCUAAAGUACAUCUUUAAAUAAACCACGUGUUUAUUACAUCGUUUGAGAAAUGUUUGUUGAGCUGCAGUGUGUCGGCGCUAGACUUGAAGCUGGGCUGCAGAGAGGGAUGAAUAUGUGCAAGGGGGCUUGCAGUUAAGGAGCUUCUGGUUGGAUGUGGCGGGGUGAAUAGACAGAUGCGGGCAGAGCUAGAGCCCCGGGGAGGAAGGCAGCCCUGGGGCUGGGGGAGCCCACGAGGACUACCCUCCCCCCCCCACCAUCCUGCCAGCUGGCCAUCUCAUGGCCUCCUCCUCAGACCCUGCACCAGGGGAUGCUGAGGGGCACAGGCACCUACAGCUCCCCCCAACCAACCCCCACUCCUGGGCAAGGACUGGCCCUGCAGUUGCAGAAGCUGGCUGAUGCUGCGUUAGCCCCAGAGGAACUGGCUAGGCUCCAGAAGGCCUCCUGGGAGAGCCUCAGAAGGAGGGAGAACCACUAGGUAAUUUUGAUCAUUUCAGUACCCAUUGACAAAUACCCUAUGAUUUAGAAGGAGGCAGAUUUCAUCCCAAUACUUUGAUGUCUAGAAAUGGAUUCCAGUUGGUUGGUUGUCCUCCUAAAACAGCAUUUUAUUUAAUUCAACACAUACUGAGACUACAGCCAGCUUUCUCAUGGGCGAGGAGCCCGAGCUGUAUAAGACAGAGUCUAGACACCAAUCUAAACAUCUCAAACUCAAGGCAGACCAUGGCUGGGCCUGAGGUUAGAGGCCAGUGUGCCAUGGAACCCGGCAGAGGGGAGAUUGAUUCCAGCUGAGGGCGAGGGCCUCUGCCUGAAGCUGCGAGCAUGUUCUCAGUGUGAUAUCAAGCCUUUUGCAGCUCUUGAGUUAGUUUCCUUGCUUUGCGAGCUUAGAUUCCUUAAAAACAAACCAGGCCUGCUUGAGGAUUGGCACCUCUAAGGAGACUGUGUACAUGAACCAGUUAUAACCACUUGUUUGUUCCUAAAGCCCAUACCAGCAAUCCAGGCUGGCCUGGCAGGGCACAGCUACAGAUUAAGCUCCCAUUGUGCCAGGCAUUUGCUCACCAAGGCGCCCAGAGUCGGGUGGGCCAUCUUUACAGGGGCUUUUGGAGGGCUUGGGGUGAUGGGCAUCGAGGCAGAACCAGGUCUCUUUGUAGAGAUCCUAUUAUGAGGAUGACCCUUUGCCACCGGAGAGUAACCCCCGAUGAGUCAGUCUUUACCAUGGCUGUUCAGGACCAUGAGGACAAGGCGAGACCACAAGGAUGAUUAGCAGGACUUGUCUUACACUAUUUACAGGACCGCUUUGAUUUUCAGACCACAGUCAGCUUGCAUAUGACUGAUUAAAAACAUGUGCCAGUUGAAGUCACAGCUGCAGAAGAAAACUCAAAAAAAGAAAGGAGCCUUAGAUGUUUAGGAACUCGCCUCUAUUUGCAAAAAUGAAUUCUGACUUGAUUUGUGUGUCCUUGAUUUCCUGACAGUGAGGUUCGUGUCCCCGAACCACUUCUCCCACCCUGCCCUACCCACCCCCACACUGGCCUGACUCGAGCAAACAUCGUAGGGCUUAUCUUAUGAUUGCCCAAAGAAAAGCAUUUGGGAAUUCCAGAAAGAGACCUCAGAGUCCUAUUUCGGAAGAGAGCAGCUGUUUAGGCUUCUGCAGAAACAAAGGUCCCAAGUAAAUGAGGCUAAAGGCAGCAAGAUCCCAGGGGCUACUCCGUCAGGUCGUGCUCCCGUGGGAAGACGAGCUCUGGUGGCACUAGUAUCAGAGGCUCUCUUGACUGAACUCGCUCAGCAUCUGUUUUCUCACCUGCAAAAUGGGACCAUGACUCCUGCCACACGCGGCAGUACUGUGAGCAAUGUUCAAUCUGCUUUGUGGGCUUCCUUCCUCUUUCCCCGGAGUCUCCAACCUUUUGGGACUUUUUAUUCUCUGUUUUUUGUUUUCAUUUUCUUAAAGUGGUACUGAUUGAAAUGUGUAGAUGUUGAUUUCACAGAUUUUUGUCCUUUUGAAAAGGUCCAUUGAAUAAAUCGAGGCUUAUAAUUCCAGCAGGGAAAACCCCUUUUGAUGAGAAAGGCUCCUAAUUGCCUUUAUCUCAAGGCCUCUGAGGAUUCCUCUCUCAGCUCCCUGUCCCCACUCUCCUUAGUGCCCCCAGAGCCCCUGCCCAGGAGCACCUAGAUGAUGGAUUUUCCAGGCAUUGUUACCCGCUGGCGACUUAGCUUGAGCUCCCUGACUCUGUACCUCUGCUCAGUGGGAAGGCAGACAUGGCCGAGAGAAACGAGCCUCCCUCCAUCUCACCACUGCCUGUGGUUCCCAGAACAUGUGUUCAGAGCUCUGCAUGUUCGCAAAAGAGCAUCCCAGAUACUGAUGAGCUCUGCCUCCCCACAAGUCCUAACAGUGCCUCGAGGCCUGGGCUUGGCUGGUGCCUUGACUUAACCAGUGAAGGUCAAGACACAAAGAGGUUAAGUGGCUUGCUCAAAGUCACGUGGAUUUCUCAGAACCAUCACUGGGUGGCACCUAGAGAGGACCAAGUAUCCAUCUGCCUUUUGGAGGUGAGGAGCCAGGCCUGGACUAGAGUCCAUGACUUCUGCCUCGUGGCUCAGGGCUCUUUCUGCUCACCCCGCUGUCUCUCCUUUUCAGUACUUGUUGUCCUGGACAGAGAAAGAUCUGUUCUAGGACUGGGCCAACUGUGAUACCCCUACUUCUGGUAGCCAGAGCCACGUGAUUACCUUAAACAUCUGUCAGGCCCACAGCCCACCUUCCCCCAACCACACUCUUGACCAGAACUGCACACAAGAGCACACCCAGAACUCAGGCAAAAGCCAGCCAGGGAUGCAGGUGCCUCCCGCUGCAGAGCCCAUCCUCAGAUACCAUGAGUCCACCUCCAGCCACUCUGGGCUGCAUUUCAGGAGGUUCACAGUGUCCUGACAACUUUGGCUGGGUGUCAAGUCCUGAGACCAACCAUCUCUGUGCCUCCAACUGCAAGCACAUAUGAUAAGUGAAAAGUGAUCCAAGAAGGCCCAGAGGAAAGGAUGAUCUGGGACCUUUCCAUCUACACAGGGUUAUUCUCUUUUUCUCUUUUGCAGCCACACAUGCCCUGGCUGUUCCCAGGGACUCAGUCUUUCCCCCUCAGACCCAACUGGGUCCCCAUGGUAACAGUUGACAUCUAUUGAUCAAGUAGUAUGCCAGGCAUCAGGCCAAGUGCUUACUUGGAGCAUCUCAUUUAAUCCUCAUGAGGAUUACUCUUUAAGGUAGGCAUUAUGGCUCCCCUUUUAUAGGCGAAGAAAUUAAAGCUGAAGAGGUGAGUCACUUGCACAGGUGGGACAGCCAGUAAGGAGCAGGGCCAAGCCUUGAGCCCAGGUGUGGCUGGCUCCAGAACACACAGUGCCUGUCUUGCACAGCCUCCAGCCUGCGAGGCCUUGGAGAUCAUCGAGCACAGCUCCCUGCCUUGAAGAUGAGGGAUCUGGUGCCCAGAAGGGAAAAAACUUACUCCUGGACCCCAGACCCAGAAAAGCAGACCCACUGAGCUCCCCAGCACCCUGAUUCCUGACCUCAGGGAAUUCCCUCCUGGCAGUGCCUGUGAGCUGAGGCCAGGAGCCAAUCCUGCUUCCAAUUCAUGGAAGACCUAUCAGACCUCGGCCUAGAGUCAGUUCUUUAAGUUUUAUUCUGUUGACCUGAGACUCUGUGACGGACCAAGUUGUGAUUUUAUAAACCCAGAGCGAAGGAACUGAGGUCAGUGGAAAGGGUCAGAACCUGAUGUCGUCCUCAGGCAUAUUUAGCUCUAAUCUGGUCUAAAAAUAAUUUCCCUUCCAGUGUGAGUAGAAUGGGAGCUUGACUGACUCAAGGCCUCUAUCCUGCAGGUCCUUUUGACCCGUGAAGGGGGAUGUGAGAAGACCUUCCCUUCACCACCCCUGUAACACACUUACACUUUUGAAGCUUACCACACGCUUUGUCUUUGGGUCAAAGAGUUUUUUUAAAGGUGACAGACUAGUGCCAUUGGCAAGUGAUGUAUUCUGAGCAGCUCUCCACUUUCUCUGAUAAAAAAACCUGAAAUAAAUGAAAACGGUGCUUCAAAAAAUAUAUAUAAAUGGCUGGGAGCCAGUUGUCAUUUUCCCCUUCCUCCCCCUUUCCCCGAGCUGACUUCGUGCGGCUCCGUGUUGAGAGGCACUCACUGACAACAGCGGGUAGCAUCAUGCCUUUAAAUAGCCCUGCGCCGUACUGCUUCCCCUUGGCGUCACACAGUUUGCCCUGGCAGGGAAAGCCCAGGACAGAACAGGAAACUUCAGAAUUUUCUUGAAGAAGGAAAGAGCUUGCUGUAAGACUUUCUCCCUCUUGCCAAGACCUUUCUGUCGAAGGAGCUUGCACUGGUGUGGCCCCUUCCCCCAGAAAUUUCCAAGGAAAAAACAGCUGAGGAGAUUCGCUUCAUCAGAUUUGCCCCAUGUGACACCAGGCAUGAGGAGAGAGCAUGGGAGAGAGGUGCCCAUCCUGGAGCCCAGGGCCCCGUUUCAGCAGCAGUCAGUCCCACUCCCUCGUCAGGCACCUAUUGUGGGGCCGACGGCCUCUCUCUAUAGUGUCCUCACCUGUGACCUAAGACAGGGGCUCCACCCCACCCAGUGCUUGGACUCCAGAUGUCCUUUGGGCAGGAAGGCAAAUGCAGUAAAGGUUGGCAGCAGCCCAUUGGUGCCGGACCCCCUGAAGAAGGGCCAGAAGGCCCCCCUCCAGCAAACACAAAUUCUGCUGGGGAAAUAGCACGUGAAACACAGAGAAGGAAUGAACAGCCCUCACGACUGGUGGCGGCAGCCAUUCAACAAGCUUCCUUCCCAAACGUGGUCCUGUGAGAGCAUCACAUCAGGGUGGGUUUGUCGCCCCUUCUCACCCUGGGGAAACAGAACUUGGGGCUUCUCUUGCCUGGUCCACCUGGCUGUAGAUCUGGGGCAGCUCCUGCCUCAUUGCAGUCCUCCUCCCCAUAAGGAUGAUUGUGGGCAAGGGUUCCAAGGUUCUGCGGCUCAGAAGAGGUGGCAGAUUGGCUGGAACCAGGAUGGUGGAGAGUGUUGAUCCUUCUCACUGACAGUCAGCAUAGGCUGAAGUUUGAGAAUGGACAACACUUUUGCAGUUUUCUUCCUCAGAAUCUAAAUGUCUCAUCUGCCUGCUUUCUGGGCUUGCUCUCUUUCACCCCGAAAAGCCUGCAAGGGACCUGCUUUAACUGCUCUCACAAACCGGUGGUCAUCAGUAGUUACCUUAAUUACAGCCAUGAAGUCCUCACCCGGCGCUCCGUACAGGCCAGGCCUGUGGGGCCACCGGGGAGACGCGCUCCCCCCUUGCUGGAGCCGGCAGUGCCACCCAGUCCACAAGCCGUGUGCACACCUGAGACAUGCCCAGAAGGAGCACAGAGAAUGUCUGCACUCUGGCAGAGAACCUUCUGGUGACCAGGGAAGGCUUGAUGGAGGCAAGGGCAUUUGGCCUGAGCAUGACUAAAGGCCUGGGGUGGUAAUGGCAUGUGUGAGGAAGAGCAGGCGGCCAGACGGGAGGACGUGGGAGUGGAGGUUGGCGUCUGGACCGUGCGUGGGCCUCAGGGGGCUUAUGACACCCCCGACUGCUCUCUUCUCACCGGUGGACAUUCCCUCGUUGCCUCUCACGGCUUCAGCACGUCUGCCAUCUGCCUUUAAGUGAGCACCCUGACUCCUUAACAUGCUUCUGAUCUCCUGUGACAUCACAGUGAGGAGACUCAUCUGUAGGUUUUCUGGAAGAGGAUCUUCAGCUUUCUUAGCUUCUCAGUGGUGAGGGCAGGGCAUGAUCCCAAAAUGUGACUGAGGAAAAGUGCAGAUGACGAUCACGGCACUCCAGGCUGCGGGUUUGGGCAGAUGAAGGGUCUUGGUUGGGAUAGGGACACAGACCCACACUCAAAGAGAAUUCAUUUACCUGCAACAGGAAGGUGAAGCCUUGCAUCCCAGGAAGAAAUAGCAGUGUUGUAAAAGGUAACAAGACAGGGAGCCCAGGGUGUGGGGACACCAGGGAAGAAGAGGAGGAAGCUGCAGGAUGAAUUCGCUGCAGAGGUUUAGGGAGAAGUGGAAAGUGAGGGUCCUGUUACAGAAGCACCAGGGCCCGACGCACUUUCAAAUGCGUAAUAGCGAUGAGCACAUCCAUGUGGCACGCACUGGCUUGGAUGAAUGAUAGACGUUCAGGUCAUGAUGUCCUGGUUGGAAAUGUGAGACUGGCAGUUUGGGAGAGAAGGACUGGAGAUCCAGAUUCCAGGGGCGGGGAUAGGUGUUCUCUGCUGAGGGUGUUUCAAGCCUGAGAGGAAGCGAGGGGAGUAGAGAGCAGGACUGAAGAGGCCAAGGAGACAUGUCACCUGGAGGUGAGGAGGAGCAGGGAGAGGAGGGAGGGAGCAGGUCUGAAUGUGUAGUCCAGGCAGUAGCUUCCAGAUGCAGGAGCCGCUGCAGAGAGGCUGCAGAGGCUAGGACUGAAAAAUCUAAGCAAAUCCCUGAAAUGUGAAAGGGGGCUUCCUGUGACCUGGCGUUGCGGGGCGGGGAUCAGGCAGGUGUCGUCAGUGACGUUCUGUGUGGCUACCUCAUGGCAACCCGGGGGCUGAUGGGUUUGUGGGGCUCCUCGCCCAACAUCGAACCACUCGUUUGAGCUUCUUGACUCCUGAGCGGUUCUCUGCUCUUUUCUCACGGGUGGCCAUCACCUCAUCACCUCUCAUAGCUUCAGCACGUCUGCCUUCUGCCUUUAAGUGAGCGCCCUGACUCCUAAUGUGCUUCUGAUCUCCUGGGAGCCUGGAGCACCAAGUUUCCUAGGACUGUAUCCUAAAUAUUAAUAGCAUAGACUUGGGUGAGGUACCUGAGGCCUUUAUGGUACCGAUGGUGACAGGUCAUCUAGCUCGUGUCCCAGGUCCGGGGGAGCCACUGCUGGAUAAGUCAGCUGCUCUGAUCUCACCGGCAUCAGGGGCAAGAGAGGGGGGACCGGGAGCACACAGAGUGCCGACCCCAACCUCCCCGUCUUGUUGCCCUCCGCCUCCCACCGUGCCCUUUCUCUUCUGGAACAGUGUUGCGUUCCCAGCUCACGUGCAGCAGUCCCAUGCUCCCCAGGCCUCUGCCCCUGCUGUGUCUUUUCCUGGAACGUGUAAAAUGCCUGCUUCACCUCCUCCUCCAUUGACUGCCCCAGGCUGGUGCCUCAUGGCAGCUCCGUAAGCGCCCUCACCACAGCAGUCAGUAUUUCUUCUGUGUCUGCUGCUCCUCAAAACUGAGCUCACCUGCAUGGGGUGCCAUGUCUGGAGCAUCUCCCAACCCCUGGCACCUCAGACUGCCAGGCACAGCCUCCUGCUUUUGAACGGAAAGUCUGCUUCUACGGGUUCAAAUCUGGGUGCCAGAAGAACCAAAUGGUCCGCCCCAGAUCCUGUCACUAGUCUGAGAAGGCUCUCCUGACACCCAGCCUGAUUUUCUUUUCAGUAGAUCAAACCACGAGCAUGUUUGCAAAUAAAUGGAGACCAUGGUUCACUUAGAAAUUCCUCGUAUUAGGCCUUGCUUAUCUAUACGCAGGAGACCUGGGUUUGAUCCCUGGGUUGGGAAGAUCCCCUGGAGAAGGAAAUGGCAACCCACUCCGGUAUUCUUGCCUGGUAAAUCCCAUGGAUAGAAGAGCCUGGUGAGAUACAAUCCACAGGGUUGCAAAGAGUCAGACACAACUGAGUGACCAGCACUUUUUUCUUUUCUUUGUCUGUAUGAAGUUGAUCCAACUGAGUGAAAAGUACAACCCUGUUGAUAUUUCAGAUCACGAAAAUGACUGGUUGCUUGGCUUGGUCACUCUCUGGCUUGUAGCUUGGACCCUUGGUUUUGACCUGGGAAAGGGCAGACAGAACCUGAGUACUGAUGUCUAAUGGGAAUUGGCAGCCAGGAAGUUCUGAAUACAGGCCUUUUAAGCAUCCAGGAGAGAGAGCACGGCAGUGAACUGCAUGGACCUCUUUUGGAAAAAUCCAGAAGGCUUUGCAUCAGCAGAGAAUGAAAAUCCGACCCAAGAUGCAUGAACAAUAAAUAACAACUGUUCUGAGUUAGGUUGAAAGCUCUGAGUUGCACUUUUUUUUUUUCAAGUUGUUUGUGCUAACCACAAUUUUUUUUUUCUCCCCUUUUCC
Bubalus bubalis (water buffalo) is the source of this 9849-nucleotide messenger RNA. RefSeq names its product BRISC and BRCA1 A complex member 2 (gene BABAM2). The record is from RefSeq and is a predicted model, not a curated record. Gene Ontology annotation, cellular component: BRISC complex; BRCA1-A complex. The transcript is spliced from 13 exons. Gene Ontology annotation, biological process: double-strand break repair. The coding region runs from base 326 to 1555 and encodes 409 amino acids. Lineage: Eukaryota; Metazoa; Chordata; Mammalia; Artiodactyla; Bovidae.